UGCUGAGAAACCCACUAACAUAACAGAAGGAGCCCCGUGUCCUUCACAACAUCAAACAUGGCUACUGCAACAAGACUCAUACAGAGGCUGCGGAAUUAUUUAUCCGGGCAUGACCUACAAUCCAAGCUGCAGCUGCGAUAUAACGAGGUUGCUAAAAGGACGCAGCCACCACCAAAACUGCCAGUAGGCCCGAGCCACAAGUUCGCCAACAACUACUAUUUUACAAGAGAUGGACGCAGGGAGUCAGUACCUGCCACAGUCGUGAUGUCUCCACAGAAGGCCCUUACUGCUGGCAGUCAAGUUGCUGAAGCCCCAAAGCAUCCAGUGACGCCGGGUGGUGUAUAUAAAAGUCCAUCACUCUCCACAGACCAGCCGUACCUGUGAGCAGCAGGACAGUCCUUUUCGUCUUCUACAUCACUUCUCUAUCCAAACCAGCUGCAAGGCCCUGACACGCCUGCAGCAAGUGUUGGUUGUACCUGUACAAUAGAAAGCGUGAAUAAAAUGUGGUAUAUUUA
Molecule: messenger RNA, 515 nt
Organism: Mugil cephalus (flathead mullet)
Lineage: Eukaryota; Metazoa; Chordata; Actinopteri; Mugiliformes; Mugilidae
Gene: ndufa7
Product: NADH:ubiquinone oxidoreductase subunit A7
Exons: 4
Coding region: 58-384 (108 amino acids)
Biological process (GO): ATP synthesis coupled electron transport; mitochondrial electron transport, NADH to ubiquinone
Cellular component (GO): mitochondrial inner membrane
Source: RefSeq, a predicted model, not a curated record